GAUCCUGAGUGACGUCACGGCCGGGGGCGUGACGUGCUGCAGGCGGCCGCGGCUGGUGGCCUGGGUCCUUCUCCUCAGCCGCCCUCCUCCUGUUUUCCCCUCGGUGGCCCCGCCCCCCUCUCCAACUACGGGUCGCGGUUGGGGGCGGCCGGGUCGUCAAGGGCGACGCGGCUCCCUCUCGCCGCCCCCCUCCCUCUCCUCCGGCUCUUCCCCCUCCUCCCCCUCCUCAGCCGCGCGCUCCAAGAUGGCGGCGGUGAGCAGCGACGGAGACGCCGAGGGGGCCUCGCUCUUCAACGGGGACAUGGAGCCCGAGCUGCCGCCUCUGCCGUCGACGCCGGGGGCCUUCCCAGGAGCGGGAAGCGCCGCAGGAGGAGACCCCGCCGUGCCGGAGGAGGUGUGGAACAUCAAACAGAUGAUUAAAUUAACACAGGAACACAUAGAAGCCCUACUGGAUAAGUUUGGAGGAGAACACAAUCCACCAUCCAUUUAUUUGGAGGCCUAUGAAGAAUACACCAGCAAACUAGAUGCACUACAGCAGAGGGAACAGCAGUUAUUGGAAUCCAUGGGGAAUGGAACUGAUUUCUCUGUCUCCAGUUCUGCUUCAACAGAAACUGUUGCAUCAUCAUCAUCAUCUAGUCUCUCUGUAGCACCUUCAUCUCUCUCAGUUUAUCAGAACCCUACAGAUUUGUCAAGGAAUAAUCCUAAAUCUCCACAGAAGCCUACUGUUAGAGUCUUCCUACCCAACAAACAGAGGACAGUGGUUCCAGCAAGAUGUGGGGUAACGGUCCGGGAGAGUUUAAAGAAAGCACUGAUGAUGAGAGGCCUAAUUCCAGAGUGCUGUGCUGUUUACCGAAUACAGGAUGGGGAGAAGAAACCAAUUGGAUGGGACACAGACAUUUCCUGGCUGACAGGAGAAGAACUACAUGUGGAAGUUUUGGAGAAUGUGCCUCUUACAACACACAACUUUGUGAGAAAAACCUUCUUCACUUUAGCAUUCUGUGACUUCUGUCGAAAGCUGCUUUUCCAGGGAUUCCGUUGUCAGACUUGUGGAUAUAAAUUUCACCAGCGUUGUAGUACGGAGGUUCCACUGAUGUGUGUGAAUUAUGAUCAGCUUGAUUUGCUGUUUGUCUCCAAGUUCUUUGAACACCGUCCAAUAUCACAGGAGGAGACCUCCCUAGGAGAGUCGACCACAGCAUGUGGAUCAUAUUCUUCAGUGGUCCCCUCAGAUUUGUCUGGGUCAACAGUUCUCCCUAGUCCUUCUCCUUCAAAAUCCAUUCCAAUACCCCAGCCUUUCCGACAAGGAGAUGAAGACCAUCGGAAUCAGUUUGGUCAACGAGACCGAUCUUCAUCUGCACCCAAUGUGCACAUCAAUACAAUAGAACCGGUCAACAUUGAUGACUUGAUUAGAGAUCAAGGGUUGCGAGGAGAGGGAGCCCCUAUGAACCAGCUGAUGCGCUGCCUUCGGAAAUACCAAUCCCGGACUCCCAGUCCCCUCCUCCAUUCUGUCCCCAGUGAGAUAGUGUUUGAUUUUGAGCCUGGCCCAGUGUUCAGAGGCUCAACCACUGGAUUGUCUGCUACACCACCUGCAUCUUUACCUGGCUCCCUCACCAAAGCAUUACAGAAAUCCCCUGGGCCUCAGAGAGAGAGGAAGUCCUCCUCAUCGUCAGACGAUCGGACCAGAAUGAAAACGCUUGGUCGGCGAGACUCAAGUGAUGACUGGGAGAUACCAGAUGGCCAGAUCACAGUUGGACAAAGGAUAGGAUCUGGAUCAUUUGGGACAGUCUUUAAGGGAAAAUGGCAUGGUGAUGUUGCUGUGAAGAUGUUGAAUGUUACAGCCCCUACCCCUCAGCAGCUGCAGGCCUUUAAAAAUGAAGUAGGUGUACUCAGGAAAACACGACAUGUUAAUAUAUUACUUUUCAUGGGUUAUUCGACAAAGCCGCAGCUAGCUAUAGUUACACAAUGGUGUGAAGGCUCAAGUCUUUACCACCAUCUACACAUAAUAGAAACGAAAUUUGAGAUGAUCAAGCUGAUAGAUGUUGCACGGCAGACGGCACAAGGAAUGGAUUACUUGCAUGCCAAGUCCAUCAUCCAUCGAGACCUCAAGAGUAAUAAUAUAUUUCUUCAUGAAGACCUCACAGUAAAAAUAGGUGACUUUGGUCUGGCAACAGUGAAAUCACGAUGGAGCGGGUCCCAUCAAUUUGAACAGUUGUCUGGAUCAAUUCUCUGGAUGGCACCAGAAGUAAUUAGGAUGCAAGAUAAAAACCCUUACAGCUUCCAGUCAGAUGUCUAUGCAUUUGGGAUUGUUCUUUACGAGCUGAUGACUGGGCAGUUACCAUAUUCUAACAUCAACAAUAGAGACCAGAUAAUUUUUAUGGUUGGACGAGGCUACCUCUCUCCAGAUCUCAGCAAAGUAAGAAGUAAUUGUCCCAAAGCAAUGAAAAGGCUAAUGGCAGAAUGCUUGAAAAAGAAGAGGGACGAACGACCCCUCUUCCCACAGAUUCUUGCUUCUAUUGAGCUCCUGGCCCGAUCGUUGCCAAAAAUUCACCGCAGUGCAUCUGAGCCCUCAUUGAACCGGGCUGGUUUCCAGACAGAGGAUUUUAGCCUAUAUGCUUGCGCUUCUCCAAAAACACCCAUCCAGGCAGGGGGAUACGGCGAAUUUGCAGCGUUCAAGUAGCCACAGCAACAUUGGCAGCAAAUCCACUCUCUUAUUUUUUAAACUUUUGUCUUUCGAUAACUUCCAGACUCUGUUCUGCCCCUUCCAAACAAAGCAAUUUAAUGAAAAGAAACCUGUAGACUUAAGGCCAGAGCAGAGUGGAGCAAUCGGCCUAUCUUUUGGUGGGAGGGGAAAGUCCUUUGUUGGGAACCGGAAAUCUUUUUGCUGCCUCUGUGUUGACCUUCACCCUAAACACCAUAUGCAUUUGGAGACCCCCUCCCCAGUGGCUGCCUGUACCGUUGGCAUCAUUCCCAGGAGAGCAGAGGGCCUGCGCUUUGACUUUCUGGUGCUCUGGCAUGAUGAGAUUGGACCUUCUGCGUCAUGGGCUUGGGAUGGUCUGCUGGUCAGCUUUCUUCCUCUAACAACGAAUCAUCAGAGGCUGAACAUCUGAUGAGACAGCUAAUCAAAACAAUCAUCCUCUGGUCUGAUUUGAUUGAGAACUGUGUGUAUGUGUGUGUGUUUCUGAUGGGCUUUUUUUGAUCAGUGGGAUAAAUGCAGUAUCUCCUUUUCAAAUGAAUGUGAUUGUUAGCUUUUUGAUUUAAAAAAAAUAUGAACAAACUGCCAAAUUGGAGGAUAAAUGGGAAGUUAGGGAAAAGACUAAUAGGCCAGAAAAGGAGAUGCUGCACAAUCUCUUCCCCUGAAUUGCUUUUACCUAUUUAGAAUCACUCUUUUUCCCCAUCUUUAAUUUUUGUUUUUUACUCCUUUUGAAAAGAGUUGGGAAGCUCUUUUCAUCAAUCCCAAAACAGAAUUUUUUUACAAAAUUGUAGCAGAAUUAUAAAUGUGUGGGGUUUUUUUUUCCAUUUUAUGUUGAUACCAUUUUGAUUCUGUGUAUUUUAUGUGUGAACUUUUUGGGAAUACCCAGAAAGUCUAAUGCAGACUAUGAAUAACAAGUGUACCUAUUUUACAAGGUGCAAGAUAAUGUCAGGUACAUAAUAUUUCAUAAACAGAAGUUCUCAGGUUGAAUUGAAUUUGUUUUUAAAAAACAAAACCCAGCUGCAAUCACCACCCCUCCAAGGAUUAGACAUUCCAAAAAAGUGUGCUUAGAUACUUUUUUAAAAAGAGCUUUUAAUCAUGUUAACUUGGCAGACUCAGUAGGCGUGUGUGUGCAUGUGUUAAUAUGCAGUAACUUGUCUUAAGUGGCAGUUUGCUGGUUUGGGGGUUUUGCUGUUGAAAUGGUACUUAACAGGAUCAACACUGGUUUCUUCUGUUGCCAUUUUCCUAUCAGAUUUUCCAAAUACCUUCUUUUCUUGCCCCAUGUUGUGUAUUUUUGGCUUAAAGGUUAUGAUGAUUGCAAUUUGCUUUCACUUUUUGUCUUGCCCUUAAUCCUAAUUUGCAGAAUGAUUCCCAGUUCUAAUUUUUCUCUAGUCAGAGCUAAGGAAACCCAGUAACACUAACUUAUACAUGUAGUGGAAUCAUUGUUUUUAGAAGUUAACAGAAUUCUCAGAUGCACUAAAUAACAUAGCAUGGAUUUGUUUUCAGUUUGUUGGCAAGUUGGAUGCUAGUGAAAUGAAGCUCUGUUUCCCCAGAAGUCUUGGCAUUUAGUGCAUUUUAGCCCUGGUCCUGCUUCCUAUUCUGAGGCUGGGGAAAACCACCCCAUCACUAGUAAAUGUGUGCUAUUUAAACCUAAUCACAUUGGAAUAAUUGAUAUAAAAAUUCAGAGUCUGCACUGUGAUUGAUAAAUAUUUUGGCCCCACUACAAGGUUUAAUUGUGCAAAAGAAAUGUAACUUGUCAUGGAAUUUCUUUUUAAAAUAACAUCAGCUUCAUUUUAAUCGUAGGAUUGCUAAAUGUAGCUGAAAAUUACUAGCACUUGCAGAUACUGAAGCAAGAGGGUAAUUGAAAGACUAUAUGUUGCAGUAAUGAUGUUGCUGUGCACAGUUCAUGGGUGGCAUGGUGGACUUCUGUACACAAGUGCCAUUGAAGGAAAUGAAUUCAUGAGACUGAGUGUGCGCUUGAAUCAUUCCUCUUCACUUCAGUGACCAGUUGUUUUGGAGACCAUCCUGAGGGUUUGCAUAGAAAAACAAGAAUAAAGCAAUUUGAGUUGCUGCUUGAAAACUGCAUCUAAGGUUCAUUCUAUAUCAUUACUAGGGAAGCACAACUUUCCUUUGCUGUUUUUGACAGAUUUGGUUAGAGCAGUGUAUCUUUUCUGAACACAGGCUCCCCUUUAAACUUGCACUAUCUUCUUAAUACCCCCACCCUCAGAACCAACAAAGAAUCUGUUCCAGACUUGACCUUACAUGUAUCCUUGCAUUUGCUACUGUACGUGUCACUUGUUGGGAUGUGAUACAUUUUAGACAUUUGGUUAUGAAGGCCAGCAGUGGCAUAAAAACAGGAAAAGGCUGGGACGGCAAACCAUGUAAAGGAAAAGUGAGAACAGACUCGAACCUCUCUGAGCAAGUCUUCCCAAAUCAUAUGAGGUUGAUGGAGCACCAAAGAUGUAGUCAUUUCCAUGAAGUCAACAAGGAUCAUUGUGGAUGCUUUCCUAGGGACCAUCUUUACCUGUGAGGAGGAAAGCAGUACCUAUUUUAGGAUUCAGCCCUGUCUCCCUCCAGGGGCCCAGCCAUCCCACAGUUUUGCACCUAAAUGUUAAACUUUACCUUCAUCCCUGUUCAAAGGCCAGUCUGUUAUGUUCAGUUUGAAUCCUGACAUGGUUUUCUGAUGCAUUAGUUGCCUCCCAGUUUGAGCAUCCAUUCUAUACUUGUCCUCCUAGUUAUUUAUGAUAUACUGAACAGUACUGGGCCUGCGAUGAAGUCUUCUGGCCUGCUACAUGUGUGUUUUCCCCUAAGUAUGAUGAUGGUUGGCACUCCUUGGGUUCAGUCUUGUCAACUGGUUGCCCAUCCAGUCAAUAGUAGAGUUAUCUAGCCACAUGUUUUGAGCUUGUCCACAAAAAUAUCAUUGUAAAACUUCCUUGAAAGCCAUGCUGAAAUCAAGUCACACUGUGUCCAAAGGAUUUCACAAAACCAAAUCUUCAGAUUACAAAACUUCCAGUUGUCUUGCUUGGGCUUCUUCAUACAAAGAUUUGUGAUACUAAAGCCAAGGGUGUGGCAAUAUUACAGAUCUUGCCUAGGAGAAAACCUCAACAUGGUCCUCUGCUGCGAGCUUGCUCCACAGUCUUACACGCUGCGCCUUGCCAUCUUAACUGGGCUUGAUACUUGAGAUUUUCGCACUCACUGCAGCAACAACUAAUCACUCCAUUGAUCCUUUUGUACCUUAGAAUGAUCCUUUAACUCUCGAGUACUAGCUCCUGCUACUUACUCAGUGGCAUCUCCCAGCUGUUCCACCACUGCUACUGCUGCUUGAAUCUUCUGCCUGUUACCUUGGCAUGCCCGUCAUAUCUUGUAGUAUCAAGUCUUCUAUUCUUCUUUUAUCAUUGCUAUUUCUGUACAGCAGAAGGAAGUGCCUUGAGUGGCACAGACAAAAAGAACCUCUCCUUGUUCAUCUCCAAACAUGUUGCCCUUUGGAGGUGCACCAGUGCCAAGGCCAGUGCUGUCCCUCUGCCAUAUUAUUCAGAAUUUUCUUUUCAAAGCAAAUUCUGGGCCAUCUUAUGCUAAGUAUCUGGCUCAUUUUAAUAACCAGUUGAAAAUUCAAAUAUUUUCUUUGUGGUUUUUAAAAAAGUAAUACAGUUCUGUUAGAACUAGUAAUAAAGAAGUGAUCCUGGCUUGAUUGUAUUCAGGCCUUCUUGUUCAGUAGUAUGCAAAUAAGCUUUACAAGAAAUUAAAGCAUUGGGGAAAGUGUCUUGUUCAUACAAACCACUUUAAAAUAAAUGGCAUAUGCUUUGUGAUUGUUGUAUUAUUUUCAUCUAAACUUAAAGCAAUUAAUUUGUCUGCCAUUCCAUUAGUACUUUCCUGUUGGUCUUCAUUACUCCAUCUCAUCACCAUACAGAUACUUUAUUCAAGGGACUCGCUAUAAUUUGCCCUAAUUCAUAAAACGUCUUGCAGAUCACUUUAAUUAUUUUCUCUUGUCUGCUUAAACUUAAGGCUGCUAUCCUACAUGCUCCUUUUACAUGGAAAUGUCAAGUGACAGAAAUAUGCCCAAAAUCUGAGUAGAUAUGAAUUGAAUAGGAUGGCUCUGGGAAUCAAUCUAAAGCCAGAAUCCAUUUUGUGGUCCUCUGUGAGAACCAGCAUUAGAAAAAGUCUGGAAGAUACCCAACUUUCCCUUUAAAAAAAACUUGGCUGAGAAACUCUAAAAGUUUUAUAUAAUUUCUGUCGGUGCAAACAUUUAUGUGGCCCAACACAUAUCUUGAUGGCUAGAUGCAGGUAGGUAGGUAGGUAGAUAGAUAGAUAGAUAGAUAGAUAGAUAGAUAGAUAGAUAGAUAGAUAGAUAGAUAGAUAGAUAUGUCAGGGUGGUUCUUUACCCCAUGGUGCCACCUCCAGAGACCUGUCCUGUUGAGAACUCAACAAAGGCACAGGGAAAAAUGCCAUAUUGUGUCAAAAUGACGUGGGUAGCAACCUAUAUCAAAUUGUUAGUUCCAACUUAAGUAGAUUCAUUGAAUUAAUAGGAACUUGGUAAAUUAACAAACAAAUUCUAGUAUCUUGGUGAGUUUACGGUGUAUGUUACGGACAGUUAGAGGUGUUUCCAGCACUGAGUGUUGCCUCACUAUCAUCCUUGAUUGAGUGGUUUUUCCAGUGAAACAAGAUGAGCACAGGCAGGAUUUUAACAAGAAGUGGCCACAUAAUCUAUUUUACUGAGAUCCUGUAGGAAAUGUAUUUCUUUGAAUAUGCUUCCAUCCAUAGUCUUUGGCCUAAAUCCAUUUGCUAGUUCAAAAUAGAGUGAACCUAUUGAAUCUUUGGGAAUUGAUAUGAGAAAGUUAAUCCAGCCUUGAAACUGGUGAUAGUUCCUAUUGCAUGACGCUGUGCCCAUCCCGCUGCUGGUCUCAUCCUCCCCAUGAUUAACUUGUCACCCACUAUUGAUAGGCAAAACCCAGUAAUCCCACAACUUUCCAGUUACGUACUUUGUGUGAUCAUCCAUUCUGCUUCUUUGCUGGCAUACCAGCAGUGAAGUAAUGUCAGGGGGUAGGAUUUUCCUCCUCUCCCACUACCCACCAUCUCCCUUGCUAUUCCUAAACUUUCUGUUUUGUAUUUAUUUAAUAUUUCACUGCUUAUUUGCCCUUUUAUUGUUUGUUAUAUAUGGCUGGAAUGUGAAAUUACUCUCUUAAAAAUAAAAAUAAUUGCUGCAAUGGAUGUGCAGCAAGGCAGAGCUAAAAGGGUAUGCGGAAGUAAGAUUGCAGGACACUGGACUGAUGAAUCAGGACAAUUGCAUAAAUGAAGAGAGGUGUGAUGUUGAAGAUGCUUUUCCUGGUAUGUUUCUGCUAUCUAUGAAAGUGCGACAGCCUUGGAACAGUGGCUUUAUGCAAUAAAGUCCUUACUAUUAUGACACUCCACUUAGGGACUAACAACUGGAUGUAGGCCUUAGGUUGAAUUUUCACUGUGAAACAUGACCGCUUGCUGGUUUUUUGGGGUAAGGGUGGGUAAAAAUUUUCAGUUUGCUUUUUUGUAUAGCAGAAGGCUUAGUGGAAGAUUUGUGGUAAAGGCUUGUUUUGUAGCUUGUAUUCUUUUCUGGACUUUGAAAGGCAUAAGCGGUAUAAAGAGUUCAUAGUGCUACAAGCUAGUUAACUUUCUAUCCAUUCAAAAAUAAAAGGGAAACGUCACUUGAAAAGAAUGACACCAUUGAGCCUUGUGGCAAUAUACUCUAGAUUCAGUGUGAAUCCAAUUUAGCUAUAUUAGCUUGUGUACAAAAUCAUAUUAGAAGAAGUUACUCCAUAGCUUCCAUUCCUAUUUCUUCAGUAGCUCUACCACAUUCUGAUGAGUGUGAACCAAUGUGGUGUACUGGUUUCAAAGUUGGGCUAUGACUCGAGACCAGGGUUUGAGUCCCCGCCCAGCCAUGGAAACCCAUUGAGUGACCUUGGGCAAGUCACAUUCUCAGAGGAAGGCAAAAGCAUCCCCCCCCCCCCUAAAAAUACAUGCCAGGAAAAGCCCACAAUGAAGUUGCCUUAGUGUCUACAUAAUCAUAUAACAACCCUUAAGUACAAUGCUCUGUUUUAAAAUGGAGAACAGCUGCAAAGCUGUUCAGCCGAGCUGCACCAACCUUCCUAAGAGGUAACUCCCAUUAUCCCACAGCCACCAUAUGGAAGUUAUCCAAGAUGUUUUAAGGAUGCAGCAGUUAGUUACUGAGUGUUCAAGGUUCAUUAUGCCUUGGGGCCCAUCUUGGGGGAAAAGAUAAACUCAAUACAUAUUGGGUCCCUAACGCUUAUGCUGGAAGUGUGUGCUCUUUAAAAUAGCUCCCUUGUAAUUUGCCAAAUGAUCUGUGCCUUUAAAAUACAAUUUUAAAAAAUCUUAAAACAUAUCUAGGUGCUUAUAUAACUGGAGCACUGGCUUUGCCUUAACUCCAGGACACUACAUUUUCCAAUGAGUGACAAAAUAAAGUUGUACCUCAGUUUUAAAUAUCAAAAGGAUUGAAUAGUACUGCGCUGCCAGUGUAUAUGCCAUUAAUCUCAUUGAGGCUUUUUUGCAGGUUUUCCAAGUAGAUUGUGCCCACAGUCUUUUAUUCUUAAAUCAUAAGAAAAAGACUGUUGUGUACAUGUUUCCCCAGUUUACAUAAUUAGAUUGGAAAAAAUGAACCUUAAACUAUUCAAAUUAAAUAGAAUGACAUUUUUUUAAAAUUUCGUGUCAAAAGCAUUGCAUAAAUAAGUAUAAAACUGAUUAAAAAUAGAACACAAACAGUUAAAUAAUUUUUGACCAAAAAUGGGCAACAGCGACCGCAUUGUCUGUAGCUGUAAACAAUUCUUCCUCUGUACAUGAGGCAGGGCAUUGUGGACAAGCGUACAUAUGACAUUUGUAGAAGUAUAUCCAAAACUGAUAUGUCUCCUUUUGAGUCGUUUUGGAAAAGGGAUUGUAUCAUGAGGGGGAGUAGCUUAACUAAUUUGUGAUUACCAGAAUAGGAGACAGUGGUUACAUUUGUUUAUGGUAUACUUAUUUAGAACAGCAUCAGAUUUGUUUGAAAUCUUUUGUCUUCCUGUUAAUAUGAUAACCUGUUAAACCAGCUGGUUUUAGUUAACAUAUUUUAGGUGAUCUACAGGCUAGAAGUGCAUAAAUACUUAAGAACCAGUAGAUGGGCUAACAUGCUGCAUCUUGUAUAGAAGUACCCUGUUCUUUGUAGAUUCUGUGACUUACACAUAUAUGGGAGUAACCAGCACAGUACAUUAUUUGGAAAUUUCUGUUUGUUUUGGCGAGAGCCCCAUGAAGAGAAUGGGUAAGCCAGGUUUAUAACUGGUCUGUCCUAUUUCUCCUUCCUACCUCUUGGUAUAAACGCUUGGUCAUCACUUGGAAUGAUAAUUAUGUAGGAUUAAAGUUAGUAUUUCAUCGUUCACCAAUGUUUGAAUAUCAGCAGCCCAGAAAACGUCUUGAGGUAGCAAAAUGAACUUUGUGUAGCGUAAUACUAUAUAUAUUUGUUCAGAAGUACCACAGUGUUUAGUUGGAUCCCAGCCUUGAGUGUGUGCAUUUAGUCCCUGAACUCACCAGAGUAUUGAAUUUGCAAUUGCUUACAGAACCAUGUUGGUUUAUCCCCUUCAACUUCUGAUUAUGUACUAAUCCUAUAAUUUACUUUUCAUUUUACAGUUGAAAUUGUUGUUGCAAUUACUCAACUUUCCUCUUUCUGAACUAAGAAAAUGCCAAGCAGGCAACUGCGGGUGCUAUUAUAUGGGCAAUUUUGUUUUACAGAUUCCCUAUGACACUAGAUUAGGCUCAUCUUAGGUGUAUUCUUCCACUUGUUUCUGUUUUUUCUGUGUUUUUAUUCUUCUGUCUAUAUGGGAAUUUCACUAGAAUAGACUUUUCCAGCAGAUCUAUUAAACUGCACAUCUAGAGGCAACUAGAUUGGGGAAGGUUGCACAAAAAUGCUGAGAAGCCCGAGAAAGCAGGAUGGAAUGGGUAAAACAUUCAUCCAGGUUUGGGGGAAUAGGACCAAUGGGGCCAGGGUGGUGGUGGGACAUGUUGGAACAUUUGUUUGGCUUGCGUAUAGGGCCAAUUCUUUAUAACAUUUGACUCAAAAGAUAAAUCUUAAGUGCAAUACAUGUACUUUGUAAUUCAAAACUGUGAAUGGUUAAGAGACACACACCUGAUUCCGUCCUCCCUUUCCUUUUUCCUUCCUGUCAUUAAAACCUUGCAGUGACCAACCUCUGUACCAUGUAAAUCCUGCCACUAUGGCAACUAUGUAUUUUCAGUUUAUAUGCCAACCAAGCACACUAUAAGCUUAUUUUUAGCUCUAAGGUAUUUCUUCAUUUAUGUGGAUUCCAAACAUGAUUUAGUCUCAUACAAGGGUAUCUUGAUUCACUUCACACACCCCAAAUAUCUCCUAUACCAUGUUGUGACUGAUGAGUGACUAUUGUUAGAGAUAUCCAGUUGGAGAGGAGGAAAGUGGGGCUGUUUCUCCUCCCACCUGGUAACGGGCUGCCUUUGUAUCAGGAGGGAUAAAAGAAUAGAUUGUGAUAGAAGAAUGGAGUGCUAAUUCAAGGCUGAGCACUGCUUGCCCUACCACUGGACUGCAAUAGCCCUUCUAGCCUAAGUGGGAAGUUUUGUUUGUGUAACCAGCACCUCUUCUGGCUACUAGGGACCAGUGAAGGACAAGAAGGUUGCUUCUCUAAGCUAACACAGGAACCAACUUUUCUAGUUUUCUAUUGUGUUUGAAAUACGCAGCAACUUACCCUUUGCUUCCAUUGCUCCAAUUUCUUUGAACAGGAUCUGUAACUUCUUGCGUGUUUCAUUACAUGGGCCGUCCUCUGUUCCCCUCUCAACCAUAUUAUAUCUCUUUGGUUAGCAAGGAAUAAUUGCACUAGACAGUCAUUCUCUCCAUUGCUUUGUUGAAGAGAAUCAUUCCAAUGCUUUGUUUUAAUGUAGCCUUAAGAAUUACUACCUGCAAACUGUUUACGACUUCAGGGGUUUGUUGUAAUAGGACUAUACUGUUGCUAACAGUCGUCCCCUCUACCCAUUCUUCUCUGCUAUAUAAGAGUUGGAACUAGCAAGUAUACCAGGUGAAUAGAUAAGAGGAGACUGAUGAAGCACUGCAGGAACAGUGCUACUAAUGCAAACUCACUGUUAGUUGUUUCCUUCUCCAUAGUGUUCUUUGAAAUCAUUAACAGUCUUUGGGUAGAACUUGAUAACCCUAAAUGGGUAGAUCCUAUGGGAGUCAUUGAAAAAGUCAGCCAACAAAAAAGUUUAUCAUGUUAUUCCAGAAAAAUAGUUGCAAAGGAGAAAAACAUAGGAUUUGUUUAAAUGUGGAGGUAUAUUAAACUAACAUUCCUUCAAGACAUAUUUACCAUCUCCACAAGUCUAGAAUUUCAGUUGUUUUUCUUCAGAAAUUGGUAACGACUUUUUUUAAAAAGCAGAAGCUAAAUGUUUCAAAACCUGAAUUUUAUUUCUAAUUCACAGGGAAGUUUGUUUUCAGCUUUUCAUUAGAUGGAUCACUGCAGCUUUUUUUUUUCCUGCCUCCAAAUAUUCCUUCUCCACAACUGUUCACUAUAAAUGUUUAUUCAGCCCAGUUUCAGUUGUUUCUAUCCCCUGGUAUCUCCUUUAGCCUGUAUUCUUCAUUUGUAUUUUGGAGCAUUUUCUCUCAUGUAAAUUUGUACAGUGGGAAAUAUUGUCGAGUUUGGUUUAGAGAGCAUGGAGACAUAAAAUAAAGUUUGAUAGCUAAAAAUUGAGAUUGAAGAAUUAUUUGUGUAAAGUUAUUUAAAGAACUCUGUAUUAUAUAAAAGGUUUAAAAGUUCUAUGUAUUUGAUGUGAAUACUGCUAUAAUAAAGAUUGACUGCAUGGAGAACA
This is a messenger RNA of Anolis carolinensis (green anole), 12517 nucleotides long. RefSeq names its product B-Raf proto-oncogene, serine/threonine kinase (gene braf). Gene Ontology annotation, cellular component: cytoplasm. The record is from RefSeq and is a predicted model, not a curated record. The transcript has 20 exons. NCBI's taxonomy places the organism in Eukaryota, Metazoa, Chordata, Lepidosauria, Squamata, Anolidae. Gene Ontology annotation, molecular function: protein kinase activity; ATP binding. The coding region runs from base 245 to 2674 and encodes 809 amino acids. Gene Ontology annotation, biological process: protein phosphorylation; Ras protein signal transduction.